Messenger RNA from Fonsecaea multimorphosa CBS 102226, 777 nucleotides. RefSeq lists its product as uncharacterized. Lineage: Eukaryota; Fungi; Ascomycota; Eurotiomycetes; Chaetothyriales; Herpotrichiellaceae. The record is from RefSeq and is a predicted model, not a curated record. Bases 1 to 777 code for a protein of 258 amino acids. The transcript has 2 exons.
AUGUCCCAAAAUACCUUCACCUUGCCUAUUCUUGGGCCACGCAACAGAGCCGCGCCCACGCACGAUGCCGAUGCCGAUACCGAUGCCGAGGCCUCAGACAUUCCAGACGCCGAGACCACUGCCAGUACUCCGACAGUCAAGGCUCCAGCCACCGAGACUCCAGCCGAGACCAGCCCUCCGAACAAGGAAAGCGUCACAGAUCCGACCCUCCUUUCGGCGUGCAAGUGCCGAUCGAUGAAAUCUCUCCUCCGAUCAUUCGAUGCAAAAUUGAAGAGGACGAACAAACGCGCCUGGAAAGCUGUUCACCCAAAAUACGAAAAGGAUACAGGUAAACUGGUCUUCUUCCUCCAGAAGACAGUGGCGUCAAAGAGCCAGGCCUACUGGGAGGUGUCACAGUGGUCUCGGUCCGGGUCAUACUCGUCGUGGUUUCACCGCAACAUCGCCUCGGGACAGAACAGCGGGGGCAGUGUCAAGAUCGAGAUCCAUGUCACGUGGGGCCAGCAGCAGCGUCCGAAAGAGAACAAGGAAAUGACAAACAGACAGAUCGCCAGGCUGCCGCUCAAGAGGUUGGAAUACUCCUUCCAGGAGACCGACCUCGUCAAGAAGACGGCGAGGGGGAAGAAGUGGGCUCCUGGCACUUCGUAUUGGUUCAAGGGGCAGACGGACACCGAGGCCAAUGACCUGGACGACAGUGAUGAGGAGGACGAGGAUAAGGAGAUGAAGGAGGUGGUGAAGGAGGAAGAAGAGGAAGGAGAUGCCAUGGAGAUCGAUGGCUGA